AGCAGUCAUCAUCAACUCCAUUCAACGCUCACGGGCGUGGGGAAAAGCCAGCCAGCUGGUCUGGCUGGUCCUCUGGCUGGUCUGCUACGGCCGACAGCAUGGCGAGCUUAUGGAAAACUAACAUUAAAGGUACAAGUAAUAGUGCAAAUGCUGAAAGGAAUCUACUCCAGGAGAUCCUCAAGCUAGAUCUACGGGUAAAGUCAUGCAUACAGGACAUCCAAAACGGUUGCGCGAGUCAGGAGGACUUGAAUGCCAAAAAUUUGGAAGCUGCAGAGAGCAUGCGCAUCUACAAAAAGACAGUGGAAGCAUUGAAAGCGCUUGCAAUGGAGCAGGACAAAGUUCAGGACAAGGAGAGGUUAAUACUGAAGGCUGAAGAGUUUGUGAAAGGAAUGAAAUGCAACAUUGAAGCACUACGCAAGGCAAACCUUGUGGCUGAAAAGAACAUCCAUGACCAGGACAGAGAGCGGCUCCUGUCUGGAGGACACGUCAGGCAGAG
Messenger RNA from Rhipicephalus sanguineus (brown dog tick), 496 nucleotides. It is a transcript of the gene Sec20, whose product is annotated as vesicle transport protein SEC20. Gene Ontology annotation, molecular function: SNAP receptor activity. The record is from RefSeq and is a predicted model, not a curated record. NCBI's taxonomy places the organism in Eukaryota, Metazoa, Arthropoda, Arachnida, Ixodida, Ixodidae. Gene Ontology annotation, biological process: retrograde vesicle-mediated transport, Golgi to endoplasmic reticulum. Gene Ontology annotation, cellular component: SNARE complex; endoplasmic reticulum.